UCCUCUCUCACAAAGCACCGCUCACACCAGAAGACACUCUUCUUCUGCUCUGUCUCUGUUCUACGAGGGUGACGACGAGGUCGAGGUUGAGAGAAACGACAACAAUGCUUUUGGUGAACGCGGUGGCUCUGGCUCGAGCCGCGGUCUCGCCGAACAGCUUCGUCUUUGAAGCCGAUGACAUCGAAUUCGGUUCUCCGUGGUGGUUCGUCUUCGUCGGCAUCUCGUGCAUUCUCGUCCUCUUCGCCGGAAUCAUGUCGGGACUCACUCUCGGCCUCAUGUCCCUCGGCCUCGUCGAGCUUGAGAUCCUCCAGAGGAGCGGCUCCUCCACCGAGAAGAAGCAGGCCGCUGCUAUCUUACCAGUGGUUCAGAAGCAGCAUCAACUUCUUGUGACUUUGCUACUAUGCAAUGCGGCUGCAAUGGAGGCCCUUCCUAUAUGCCUUGAUAAGAUAUUCCACCCCUUUGUGGCUGUUUUACUUUCAGUUACUUUUGUUCUUGCGUUUGGGGAGAUUAUCCCACAAGCUAUAUGCUCGAGAUAUGGACUUGCUGUUGGUGCAAACUUCUUGUGGCUGGUUCGUGUUUUGAUGAUAAUCUGCUACCCGAUUGCUUGCCCUAUUGGAAAGGUUCUAGAUGCUGUAAUUGGACAUAAUGACACACUCUUUAGGCGAGCUCAACUGAAAGCGCUUGUCUCAAUUCACAGUCAGGAGGCAGGUAAGGGCGGUGAACUCACCCAUGAUGAGACAGCGAUUAUAAGUGGAGCUUUGGAUUUGAGCGAAAAGACCGCAGAGGAGGCUAUGACUCCAAUUGAGUCAACAUUUUCCCUGGAUGUAAAUACAAAGAUAGACUGGGAAGCAAUCGGAAAAAUCCUUGCCCGAGGUCAUAGCCGAAUCCCGGUCUACUUGGGAAAUCCAAAAAAUAUCAUUGGGCUUUUAUUGGUUAAGAGUCUUCUAACUGUAAGAGCGGAGACAGAGACACCCGUUAGUUCUGUUUCCAUCCGGAAGAUUCCGAGGGUUCCAUCAGACAUGCCAUUGUAUGAUAUCCUCAAUGAGUUUCAAAAGGGAAGCAGUCACAUGGCUGCAGUUGUCAAAAUCAAAGAGAGAAAGAGCAUUCAGUCGCUGAGUAAUGGGGAAAUGCCUGAAGGAAAAACAAAUGCAUAUAUGAAUAGUUGUCUAAAAGCUCCUUUGCUAAAGCAUGUGGAUGGAUCAAAAGGCGUUGUUGUCGACAUUGAUAAAGUCUCGAAGAACGUAAAAAGUAAGGGAAGAAACAAGAACUCCCUGUAUACGUUGGAGGAUACCGAGGAUGCAGAAGUGAUUGGAAUCAUCACGUUGGAAGAUGUUUUCGAAGAACUUCUUCAAGCAGAAAUUGUCGAUGAAACAGAUGUGUAUGUCGAUGUGCAUAGAAGGAUACGAGUGGCUGCAGCUGCGGCCGUGUCGUCCAUCGUUCGUGCUCCAACUUCAUGGCGUCCGAAUACUCAGAAAUCUGUGUUCUUGCAGGGGAAUCAAAGCAAGACAGGACAGACUCGAAAUACCUUGUAUCCUACGGAUAUGGCGGAGCCUCUUGUUGCAGCCAACUAGUUUCAGUGUCGGCUGAUCAGGACAGGACAGGACUGGACAGGACAAACCACCCUCGUUUAUUUCCACUGUAGUCUUCUUCUCGUGUUUCUUUUGGUGUACACAAUGGAUAAAGAGAAGCGCAGAGAGAGAGAGAGAGGCUAAGUAUAGGUCGGUGUUACUUGCAUGUCUUCCGUAUGGUGAAUAAUAUUAAAUAAUCCGAAGAAAAUUGCCUUUUUGAA
This is a messenger RNA of Tarenaya hassleriana, 1789 nucleotides long. RefSeq names its product putative DUF21 domain-containing protein At1g03270. Gene Ontology annotation, cellular component: intracellular membrane-bounded organelle. NCBI's taxonomy places the organism in Eukaryota, Viridiplantae, Streptophyta, Magnoliopsida, Brassicales, Cleomaceae. The record is from RefSeq and is a predicted model, not a curated record. The transcript has 13 exons. Gene Ontology annotation, biological process: magnesium ion homeostasis. The coding region runs from base 105 to 1571 and encodes 488 amino acids.